Messenger RNA from Centropristis striata (black sea bass), 6021 nucleotides. It is a transcript of the gene samd12, whose product is annotated as sterile alpha motif domain containing 12. Gene Ontology annotation, molecular function: protein binding. Gene Ontology annotation, cellular component: cytoplasmic side of plasma membrane. The transcript has 5 exons. Gene Ontology annotation, biological process: cell surface receptor protein tyrosine kinase signaling pathway. The record is from RefSeq and is a predicted model, not a curated record. NCBI's taxonomy places the organism in Eukaryota, Metazoa, Chordata, Actinopteri, Perciformes, Serranidae. Bases 433 to 1005 code for a protein of 190 amino acids.
CAUGAUCUCACACCAUAAAGACUUGUGUUAACGCGCAGCCUCUUUCUGUAUUAAAUUGUUCCUGUGUGCGCCUGGUCGUCAGCUCUGCGACUGGAGACAAACACUGGUUAACAGGUCUGCGACCGAGGAGCGUCCACUUCUUUUGCAUAAUCAUCUCCGGCGUGGACUCUGUGUUCUCUGGACAGGUGGAGCCCCGCAGUGCUCACAUUCAAUCUGAGAAUUUCAUCUUUUAGGUAUUAUUUGCAGGGCUUUUUUUCUGUGUUUUGGCGCCGUGCGUGCGUGAUCUCGGUUUGUUCCACAAAAAGCAGCCCGGCUGUGCUCAUCUGGCAGCAGGUGGUGUAUGACAUGUGGACCGGGGAAGUCACAAGCUUCUCCCCGUGAUUGUCAGCACUCGCUCCGGACAUUAGAGGUGACAGAAAGUGACUGUCAGUGAUGCUCGGCCAGUCUCCUCACCUUAUCGGGGGUAUCUUGUGGAUCCAGAAUCCAAUGAGAGCUGUUCAUUGCAACUUGAGCCAGAAUGGCAUCGACCACCAGAUGUGCCCGGAGGACAUGACGUCACAGCUGGAGGAAGAGGAGGAGUCGGUGGACGCUGGAGCUGUGCUGCUGGACGACGACAGCCCGGGCUACCAGGACGUCAGCCCCCCUAUGUACCAGCGCCGCUCACCGCCACACCGAUCUGUGUCCGAGUCUGAGCUGUCACGGCCAGGAUAUGUGAAGCUGUCCAAGCCAGUGGCCCUGUGGACCCAGCAGGACGUGUGCAAAUGGCUGAAGAAACACUGUCCCAAUCAGCACCAGAUCUACAGCGACUCCUUCAAACAGCACGACAUCACAGGGCGGGCUCUGAUGAGAUUGACGGACAGAAAGCUGGAGAGAAUGGGUAUCAUGCAGGAGGCCCAGAGGCAGCACAUCCUGCAGCAGGUCCUGCAGCUCCGCGUCCGGGAGGAAGUCAGGACUCUUCAACUUCUCACACAAGCCUCUCUGGAGUGCACUCCAUCUUCACCAUAGCCUGACGGAGGAGGGCGACCCAGUCACAAAAGGACGCAGAUGCCCACCGCCUUGCCAAAAUCCACCCAAUAUGUGAUCCCCGGACUUCUUCGUGGAACAAUCCGAGCUCUCCGUCUUACACCUGUGGUCUCUGUUGGAUCUGGAAAAAACUCAUGCCUUCUUCCCAGCCACUCCUGAGAAGCUCCCACGAGUUCUGACUUGCUGUUUCCUCGCAGUACAAACAAUUCCUCAAAGCUUCCUGGAAUCUGACCAACAGUUUCCAUUACAGGCGUCCCAUCUCCAGUCAUUUCUGACCUUUGCAGCCAAACCUCCACUAGACCUCUCACGCUAUAACUCCUACACUCCUCUCAGAACCACUUCACUCCCUCUCCCUCAAGAUCCAAACCGACAGACAAGCCCUUCCAACAAUUAAUAAUCUACCCAGAAUCCAACACUAGCCUUGGCUCGGUUUUCUUAAAAGCAUUUAAACACAAAGAUCAUCUCUGAACCGUUGCCUUGUGAUUGGACAAAAAUAUAUGUGUAAAAAGUGACAUGUAUAAUCCACUUCUUCAUUCAAACACUGUCCUGUGGACUGUUUGUGGCAUGUGAGCUCCUUCAUGGUCGCGCCUUACAUUACUCUUGUAGUAUGUUGAUGAGUCUGGCUCUGGUCCUGCUUAGAACUUUUAGGCUAUAUCCACACUAAUAUGUGCCGCACAAGUAGAGAAACAAUCUCCAUUCAUAUUAACAAGUCUUAAAACAUGUAAGGCAUAACUAUUUAUGUACACUGGGAAAGCACCCAGUUAACCAGAAGCAGAUUUUCUAACUCUGCAGUUGAAAAUACAAUAAAUACAGGAAGGUAUUUCGAGGAAGAACAGCAAUGGCAACAAGUAGGAUCAUAGAUUUGUUUGCUUGUAAGUAUACAGGCGAAGGCAUUAAAGGCAGUGAAAAAUAUAGGUUGGGAAUCAUUUUAAAGCAGUACUAGAUGGCCCAGUUGCCAGUCAAAUUUUAUUGGCAAAUUUAUUCUGCAAACCACAAAUACAUUGAUCUGAAACAGUUUUUUUUGUCCGGUGGCAGAGCAAAAUGAUGUUAAAAGCCACAAGGUGACAUAGAUCAGACCAACAAAGCCACAACUUUAAACCAAGACACCGAUUUUUGCAUCCCAUUGUUGGAAGUUACUUUUUACCCAACCUUAACCAAGUGGUUUUGGCACCUUACCUGAACCAAAGUGCUUUUAAAGUGCUUUUAAAGUGUUUAAAAUAGCAACCUUCAUGUCUGGAAAACUGCGAUCAUCACAAGUUCACAAAGUUUUGUAGUUAUCAGUGUGUUUAUAGUAGCAGUUGUAACAUGACGCAAUGAGUUGGAGCAGUUCAAAAAUGUUUAUAUUCAACAUAUUUGUGGUUUGGUUUGAAGAAACUUAAAAUGUCAACAUUUCUUCUAAUGACUGGGUUGUAAAAAUGACAAUGAAAUCACAAAAUGUAUGCAGGCCUAGUUAACUGAUAACACUGACUGAGAGUUACUGUUACCUAUUCAGGAACUAACUGUCUCUAUUUUAAGAUUAAGGUUCCCUUAUUAGUCCCACAAGGGAGAAAUUCAGACUCUGCAUUUAACCCAUCCUUUUUACACACCAGUGAACACACCAUGCUUAGAAGCUGUGGGCAGCACAUUACUGCACCCGGGGAGUUGUGUGUGGGGGUGAGGUGCCUUGCUCAAGGGUACUUCAGUCAGUCUUUGACCUGUCAGUCCUGAGAUUCAAACCGGCAACCCUCUUGUUACGAGCCUGAUUCCUAACCUCUCGUCAUAUUUGGUUUGCAGAAACAUACAAUGCCAACAUUUCUCCCAGUGACUGGGUUUUACUAGGACCAUUAAUCCAUUGCAGAAGAAAGCCCUGGAAGUGGGAAUGGAAUAACCUCAAAAUAAAUGAUAAAAGAUGAUGAAAUCACAAGAUGUAUGCAGGCCUAGUUAACUGAUAACAAUGACUGAGAGUCACUGACCCUUUCAGGACCUAACCACUGUUUUCAAAAGUCUCUAUUUUAAGAUUAAGAUUCCCUAGUCCCACAAUGGGGAAAUUCAAACCCAUCCUUACACACCAGUGAACACACCAUGCUUAGGAGCAAUGGGCCAGUGAGCUGUGUGUUGGAGGGGGGUUAGCCUUGCUCAAGUGCACUUCAGUCCUGGGAUUCAAACUGGCGACCCUCCGGUUACAAGCCUGAUUCCUAACCUCCAGUCAUAUUUGGUUUGCAGAAACGCACAUUGCCAAUAUUUCCUCUGGUUACUGGGUUUACUGGGAGGCUAAUCCAAUGCAGAAGGAAGCACUGGAAGUGUGAAAGGAAUCACCACAAAAUAUAUGAUAAAAAAUGAUGAAAUCUGACUGAGAGUUACUGUUAUAAGAAACAUUCAGGAGCUAAUCAUUGUUUUCAAAAGUGUCCAUUUUAAGGCUCUGGAGAUGCUGAAGUAGUGUGGACAUUACGUGUUAAUGUAGCAAAAUGAAUGCAUUUUAAAAAGAAAUCGUAUUAGUGUGGAUGUACCCUUAGUGGCAACAUAAUGACCAUCCACAGGACCGCUACUACACACCUCUUCUUCCCUUAUUCUUCCUCCUUAUCUGCUCACAGACUAUUCCCACAACGGCAAAGGGGUGAUACAUUUAACAUAACCAAGCGUGUGUUUUUGUGCUCUCAUUCUGUGCAUAGAUCCCAUAAACGGUCUGGUGAAGUAUCCAUAUCUCUCCUCACUCUUUGCCCUCUUCCAUAUUGUGGAUCACUCUCUUAGGGUAGACAGUAAGCCUGAGAGAACUUCACUGUGAAAACAACCAACAGUUAGCCGGGGAAUAAACACUGAACCUGGCAUCACAUUAGGUACGGUUAAGUUGGCUCCCCCGAAAUGAACGACAUCGUUGUGAAAAGCAAUCCGAAGGAGAUGAAGCAGAACCUGGGGAGGGGGAAAAAAGGGAUGAACUGCGAGAAGGAAAUUCCCUCGGUGUCCCUAAAAGCUCUGUGCUAGUAGGUAAACUGGGAAAAAAAGGGAAAGGGAGUGGCUGAGAGGAAGAGAAAAAAAGGAGCAGCACAGCAAAAGGGCUUCGUGAACUAAGAGAUGCUUCGACUUGAAACUCUUUACCGCUAAUGAGGAGAGAAAAAGAAGAAAAGACAUCACAGAUAACGAAAAAAGAGGCUUUUUCAUAUCCUUCCCUCUGUAUCGCCGACUCUUUUAUUGCUUUGUCUGCUUUCCAUCUCGCAGCUUGAAACUAUUUUUAGAUGAGAUGUAUUGAAAAUAGUGUAGAAAGGAGACGUGCUGUGCGCAAAGCUCAUCAUGGAAAUGUUGUCUGUCAGUCUAUUAGGAAGAUGCACUGUACUCUAUUUAUCUCUGAUGAGAAAACUUUAAAAAAUCUCUGCUGUCAAUGUGAAUAAUGGCCACUCACUGUUGAUAUUCUAGGUAUUUUAACUGCACUUAAAAGCACACGUGUCUGUCAUAAAAACAAAAACAGCCAUCUUCCUCACUAUGUCUAUGAGUGUAAAUACAUUAUAAAAUCCUGUAGCCAUUAUAAUGACCUCUCGGUAUCAGAUGCUGAUUUUCAGUGGAGUGAUAUUUAUCAAAAGCUUGUAUCCACGCCGGUGUAGCAUGAGCUGUUGUCAUGGUAACAACAUCUUUUCCUUCCUGGAUGGGUGCUGUCAAUCAGAGGAGCAUAAAAUAGCCACCGCGGUCGGAGCACAGGGAGAAAAAAAAGGGGGUCAGCGUCGGCCCCCGAGAGCCAUUGAGUUUUAAUGGGAUUCCAUUUGUACACGGGUCCUCUGUGUCCAGCCAUUCAUUGUUUGGAUAGCAGCUGUAGCCUAAUGCGGCAGAGACCCGUGAGCAGAUUGAAUAGUAUUGAUCAGUUCUUCAGGACAUACAGUCGGUCCUCCAGGACUACAAAAGCCUCCAGGAAUGUGUGUGUGUGUCUGUGUCUGUGUGUGUUUGUGCGAGCUGACAGUCACAUAGGAAUGGAGUUGUUCGGGCUAAAACACAAGUGGCUAUUUCACGGUCGGGUGGAGAUGGCGUGUCCGUGUCUGUCAAGGCCGCGGGAGGAAAGGGGAGGGCUGACGCUUCCGUUAAGUUUGGAAUUUCACCAUGUUUUCGAUUUCAGAUUAGAAAAAAUGUCGAUAUGGACACUGGGAGAAAUGGUUUGAAGUGGUGAAACACCGGGGAGUGUGACAUCUGGAUUAAUUUAUGCAUACAAGCCUUGCCGGGACUAUCUGACGCUGUGAUAUAACUAUCUUAAUGACUUGAUAUUGAUUGUGGUGAUAUUGUACAAAAAAUCGAUAUAAACUACUAAUGGGAUUAAAGGAAGAGUUCGGCCUUUGGGGAAAUAAACAAAAGAUUGACUACACUCAUGUCAGUCACUGUAAAUGAAGCUACUGCCAGCAGUGCAUUAGCUUAACGUAACUGUAUCCCAAAUCGGACACUGUUCGACUAAGAUUCUAUCAAAAUUUAACAUUAACUACUAAUAUAAAUUAUCAUGCUUGGCUUCCAGUUAAUUAAACGGUGUGAAACUAAAUUCUAACUUCUUAUGUUUCGAACCGUAUAUUGUUUUAACCGUGUACGUUAGGCUCGGUUUUACCAGAGUCGGCAAAAGGACGCUAACGCAGGUGAAUUAGCCGUGAGCUAACUCUAUCCCAAAUCCGACACUUGCAUUGCAUCUCCUCGCUGUAAAACAAUGGGGGCUGCUGAGUUUUUCGGGGGAAAAUUGGAUGAUUCUCGGUAAACCAAAUAAAUAUCACUGUUAUCAAUCAUCGUUAUCAACACACCCGUACCGUACUUCUGUCCUUCACAAUAAAAUAGGGUACAGUAAAAAUACAGAUGUAGUUUUAAGAUCGUUGCCUGAGUGUUGCCCAAGCGUUCUUACUGCUUUCUCUCAUCAGAUUUACUUUGGAUUUACCAUGUACAUAAAUUAAAUUUCACAUGUAGAUUGUUAAUUAUGUAUAAAUCAAUUAUACUUACAUUGGUGAUGGUGAUCUUAUUCGAAAUGACCGUGAAAACACCGGAAAUUGCAGCAUUGCAGAUGUGUCC